GUUCCUGGAGUUUGUUGUCUCACACCGUGUUGGCCAACACGGAGACUCCGCAGUGUGGACGCGCGCUCUCUAAAUGAAGCCGUUCAGGAUCAGAUACGAAGGCGGAUAGAGCUACGAACACCUCUGAAGGCGAAGCAGCUUCUGUGGCGAUGGAAGAGACAUAUAGGUUGCUCUAAAGUUGCUGAUGACUCGUGGCAACAAUGUUACCGUUAUGGUCCGUCUUCGUCGCCGUCGCCGUGCUGGCCGUGCAGCUUUGCACUGGUGAGAAAUCCUGUGUCAUCAGGUCCACCGCAGAAUCUGUAGUGCAGCGAGGCUCCAGUUUUGAGGUGUCCUGCACCUUUAACCUGAAGUGUAUAGGCUACAUGUACAGCGGCCAAGGUCCCAUAAAGCAGAGGCAUGAAGUACUGAACUCCACAACCAUAUAUUUUAAGGUGGUGAACAUAACAGAGAACAGGACAUACAGCUGUCAGUGUGAGGGUCAUAAAGAACUGGACCCCUGUGGACUUGACAUCUCAGUUGGAUACCUACCCGAUCGCCCUAAAAACAUUUCAUGCAUCUACAAAAUCAUAAAGAAGGAAAGUGGAGUUGUGGUCUGCACUUGGAACAGAGGACGGGACACGAAUCUUAGGAAUAGUUCAGCGCUGUGGGUGAAAACGGUCUCUGGAAACCACACAGAUGGACCAGUGCCAUACAAGCUCUCUAAUAAGGGAACUGAGUUACUGUCAGUGAAUUUCACUGUUUCCAGAUCUGUCCAGCUCAUCUCAGUGUGGGUUCAAACUGAAAAUCCACUGGGCUCUGCACAAUCCUCCAUCAUCAAUUACACACUCAGCGACAUCGCAAUGCCAUCAACUCCUGUCCUCAGCGAGCUAAACUGCUCUUCCCGGAUGUGCGUCAUCAAAGUGGAGCAGUCUGUAAAGACCCAUUACCUGGAGAUCCAGUACAGAGCAGAACAACAGACAUGGACAACUUAUGAAGACUCAGUUGCGCAAAGGAAUUCCUCCCUCUGGUCCAUCUCCUCUCUGGAGCCCUACAGGUUGUACUAUUUGAGAGCCAGAUCUAAAUUCAGCACUGGCCUGUGGAGUCAAUGGAGCACAAACAAUUUGACUUGGACUAAAGAGGAAGCUCCUGCCAAAGAGCUGGAUGUGUGGUUUGCGGUGGAUUCUAAAACCAUGAGAAUUUACUGGAAGGCGGGGAACAUGUCCAUCUCUAGAGGGAAGAUCAUAGGAUACGAAGUCAGCAUUUCUAGCCCGAACAAUAUUACCAUCACUAAUGUCAGUGCUGAUGCCAGGAGUUAUUCAGUUCAAUGUUGUCCCAGCUGUGAAGUGACAGUGAGGGCUCGUAACUCCAAAGGGCUUUCACCUCCUGCCAAAGUAACAACCCAUCUUACUGAAGCUAAGCCCCUUCACAAGGUGCAAGUAAGAAAUGACGGCUACAAUAUCACCAUCUCCUGGACAAAACCUGGAACUGCACCGUCACCAACAGCAUAUCUGCUGGAGUGGUACCCAGAAGGCAACAAGUUGGAGGGGCUCAGAUGGGUCAGGCUGGGCAAGAACGAAAACCACACUGUUAUUUCAGGUAUCAAGCCCUUUGAGUGCUAUGAGGGAGCAUUGUAUGCUUUCUAUAAUGAAAGCUCUUUUAGUAAGACCAAAUUUAAAGGUGUUGCCAUUUUGGAGUCAGCUCCAGAAGCCGGUCCAUUUGUCCAAGAGAACAUUGAGGAAAAAAACAAUGUAAAAAUUACCUGGACGGAGCUUCCCAGGAGUCAGCGCGGGGGUUGCAUCACCAACUAUACCAUCUACUUGGAGACCAAGGGACAGCAGAAAUGUUUUUCAGACUCUGUGCCAGCAUCAGAGAGGAUGUAUAUGUUCAAAGGCCUGCCUCCAGCAGAGUACAGUCUGUGGAUGAGUGCUUCAACAGGCAGAGGAGAAGGCCCUGCAGGUCAGAAGACCAACUUCUUCAUUGAACAGGACACCCAAGUAUUCCACCUGCUAGCGUGUGUGGUCGCCUCCCUGAUUGUGCUGUUUCUUCUGUGUUUGUGCCAGAACUCAACAGUAAAGCAACGUUUCUGGGAGCUUUUCCAAUGCUUCAUGCUAGAUGUUGUGCCAGAUCCUGCAAACAGCAAAUGGGCCAAAGAGUGUACCCAAGAGAAGGGCAAGGUGAACGUGGAGCUUGACUCAAGCUACUCCAACGUAUCCAGGGAGGAAGAAAAGGUCAUCCUGGUGGAUGUGGAGGAGCUGCCCAAGCACAACAGCGACACCCCCACAUCUAGAAAGAUAUUCUCACGUGUGACUCCUCCAACCAGCCUGAGCUCUGAGACUGAGCCAGUCAUCCCAACCACCUACAUAAAGAGUUUCUCCCACGACUCAGACAGCUCCGAUCACACACACACCUCUCUGGACACAACUGUUGACUACAUCUCAUCGCACGGGCCAGGAAACUUCGAUGAGGAAGAUGACGAGGAGAAAGUGGAAGAGUUUACAGACAUGCCUUUCAUCGCCAGUCACAACAUCUUCAUAGAGCCGCUGGUGUUUGGAGGAAAGCUGACUCUGGAUGCAGUGAAAAUCGACUGCAGUGACUUCUUUCAGAACAUUUAGUAUCAGCAAAGUGAAAGCAGAGGUAUUAAACACAAAAAUAUAAUUCAUUCACAUAGUUUGUUGUUUGCACCUGGACUUUUCCUACUGUGACAUAUUCCAGAUGCAUAGUCAGUUAUAGCCUUGACAAUCCUAUGUAUUUAUAUCUAUCCUACCUCAGUCUUAGCUCAUCUACAGAACAGAUCUUCAGUGUUCUCUGGUGUCAGAGUAAAAUGGCAGGGGAGCUCUAGCUGGGUAAUAAGGGAUCUUAGAGAAUGGCCAGAGUGCUUGGAGAGGACAGAAAAGUGAUGGUAACUUUGCACUGAGCAGAAAAUCAUCUUAGACAUGUCAAAUAUCUCCAUCAGGAUUGACUUCUGUUAGAUUAAUGCCGGAUUUCCAUUAGUAUCUACUCAGUGGGGGUCAGCACGACUCACCGCAAUCUUGUUUUGUUUCCAUUGCAACUGAGCAUCACCUCGAUGUGGGUGGAGUCAAUAUAGCAGCGCUGCAGUAGUCUCUUGAUGUAAUUUGUAUGUGGCUCAAAACACAACACAACAAUGGAUGACAUAGGAGCAAGCUAACAUAGCUAAUGUCAGUUUAAUAUCAUCAUCAUGCGUAAGUCCCCCGUACAAUGUUUUAAUGGAUGAAGGUUAUCAUUGUUAAGUAUUACCCUAUACCACUGAACAUGUCAUAAUCGACUCAAUGUACUUCAAAAGUGCUGCCAUUUGCGUACUUCUGGCAACAGUUACCAUAAUAACCCUAUGUUGGUUGUGAAGUGCAGUUUCUCACCUUUCAGAAACCAUUUGAAUUUUUUGGUUAGGACAGAUGGUUGCAUAGCUAUUAGGGGCAGUAUAGGGUUAUAAUAUGUAUGCUGUGUGUGGGUUUCAGAUGGCUCUCUUGUUGCAAAACUACCACUGCAAACUGUGGGUCUGGGCAUUCAACCGGUGUUUUGCGUGCCUCCAUUUUCUUGC
Archocentrus centrarchus (flier cichlid) is the source of this 3535-nucleotide messenger RNA. RefSeq names its product interleukin 12 receptor, beta 2a (gene il12rb2). Gene Ontology annotation, molecular function: cytokine receptor activity; protein binding. The transcript has 17 exons. Bases 201 to 2591 code for a protein of 796 amino acids. The record is from RefSeq and is a predicted model, not a curated record. Lineage: Eukaryota; Metazoa; Chordata; Actinopteri; Cichliformes; Cichlidae. Gene Ontology annotation, cellular component: membrane.